UGAAUCCAAUUUAGUUGUUUUCCAUGUGAAAAGACAUGGAAAAUCACAAAAAUAUAAGCUUAAUGAUUCCCACAAAAAGCAAUAAGAACUUUUUCAGGUAUUAACAUGGAGCCAACUUUCAAAAGCAGAAGAUUCUCAAUAUCUACCUUUAUGUAUUGUAAUAUAGUGUCAUUACAUGACUCACAAUCUGAUAGCUGAAGCCUCUUGAGUUGCAUUUAUAGGGAAAAUAGAUGAACAUGAAGCCAUUCAACAAAAUCCAAAUUCUCUAUUAUUUGUUCAUCUUCCACACCACACUAUGUACUCCCAUAGAACAGCACAAUCAUACCAACUACUGCAGUGAUAGCAAAACUGAAUCAUCUUUCUUGAAUCCAAAUUCUUCUAUUACAUCCCUAUUAAGCAAAAUCACCAUAUGCAGAUCUCAGAAUCUCUACUUGAGAACAUCUCUUGGACUUUUCCAAGUUUCUUCACUUGACUACAAUGCUAGAUUACUAACCAUAUCUCACCCUUGUUCUUCUUCUCUCCAUUAUAUUUCUCCUCUGGCUGUUACUGCAGGCUUUCAAUCUCCUCCAGAACCUAACUCACUCCUUCUUUUCAACUGUUCAAGCACAACAGAUUCCAUUCCACCACCAUUUAUCCGAAAUGGCAAAGGCUUGCUACAUAACUGUGGAAAUGCUGCUUCAACUUCUUCUAGGGUUCAAGGGCAAGAGAAAAGUCCAAAUUCAAGUUUAGUUAUUGAAGAUCUUCAAAGGGCUGUUGACAAGGGCUUUCAACCUAAAGAUUUGAACUGCUCUCACUAUAGCUGGAUGCACAGAAGUUCCUCAAAUGGUGAAGGGUAUGUGUUGGGAACAAGGAUGUCCUUUGAUGUGCCAAAUCAUGUGGAAGAUCUUUGUAAAGAGUGUGAAAAGCCUAAUGGAAACUGUGGUGUAGGGUUGAAGUGUUUGUGCCAUGCAAAAGAGUGCAAAGACAAGAUCAUCUCAGAAAGUGGGUCCAUGAAAUCUGUUGGUAAUAAUGUUCUUCUCUCUUUCCUUUCUGUCAUUGGUGUUGUAGCUUUCUUCAAGGAUGUGUAGGUAGCAGUUUUUAAGGAUGAAUAUAUUUUUAUCACCAACACUUUGUUGCUAUAUAUGAUUAUGUUACUUACGAUUUAAUAUCAAACACUUAAAUUGAUGUUCUCUAUUUUAA
This is a messenger RNA of Vigna unguiculata (cowpea), 1179 nucleotides long. RefSeq lists its product as uncharacterized. NCBI's taxonomy places the organism in Eukaryota, Viridiplantae, Streptophyta, Magnoliopsida, Fabales, Fabaceae. The record is from RefSeq and is a predicted model, not a curated record.